AUGGCCUCCAAAGCUGCACCAGAGCCGCUCAGGCUGAGCAACAAGAACCUCGCCCAGAUCUCGGGAUACGGUGACGGCGAGGGCCACCAGGCGUCGGUCAUCCCGACCUACAGCCGUGAGGGCCUGAAGGAGGGCAUCGUGCACAUUGGCGUCGGCGGCUUCCACCGCGCCCACUUGGCCGUGUACAUCGACAACCUGCUGGGCGCCAACGCGGGCGACGCUCGCGAGUGGGCCAUCUGCGGCGUGGGCCUCAAGCCCUUCGACGCGGGCAUGCGCGAUGCCCUGGUCCCCCAGGACGGCCUCUACACAACCAUCGAGCGCUCGGCGAGCGGCAGCAGGGCGCGCGUCAUUGGCAGUAUCAACUCCUUCCUGUACGCCCCCGACAACGUGGACGCCGUCAUCGCCAAGAUGGCGCACCCGGACACGAAGAUCGUGUCCAUGACCAUCACCGAGAGCGGCUACUACUACAACGAGAACACGCACGAGCUGCAGGCCCACGAGCCGGACAUCGUCGAGGACCUGGGAAGCGACCUCUCCUCGCCCAAGACCACCUAUGGCUUCCUGUUCGCCGCGCUCGCCCGCCGCAAGGAGGCCGGCCUGAAGCCAUUCACCGUGCUAUCGUGCGACAACAUGCAGAAGAACGGCACCAUCACGCGCAACAUGCUGCUGUCGUUCGCGCGGCUGCGCGACCCGGCCGUCGCCGACUGGAUCGCCGAGCACGGCGGGUUCCCCAACAGCAUGGUGGACCGCAUCACCCCGCGCACGGCCGAGGCCGACAAGGUCGACCUCGCGUCGCAGUUCGGUAUCCAGGACGAGUGGCCCGUGGUGACGGAGCCGUUCAUGCAGUGGGUGGUCGAGGACCACUUCGCGAACGGCCGCCCGGCCUUCGACAAGGUGGGCGUGCAGGUGGUCAAGAGCGUGCACGAGGUCGAGAAGUUCGAGUGCCACAAGCUGCGGCUGCUCAACGCGAGCCACACGGCCAUGUCGUACAUCGCCUUCCUCUCCGGGUUCGAGUACGUGCACAACGUGAUCGAGCACCCGCUCUUCAACAAGUUCCUCUACAACAUGAUGCACGAGGAGGUGCGGCCCCUGCUGCCCGAGAUCCCAGGGGUCAACAUCGACGACUACAUCAAGCAGCUGAUGCACCGUUUCUCCAACCCGACCAUUAUGGACCAGAUCACCCGCCUCACCCUCAACGGCUCGGGAAAGCUCCCGCAGUUCAUCAUGCCCUCCAUCGCCGAGCAGAUCUGGGACAGCCGCGAGCACAACUUCCGCCGCCUCACCCUCGCCGUCGCCUCGUGGUUCCGCUACCUCGACGGCGUCGACGAGCAGGGCAGGCCCUACAACAUCGACGACCCCAUGGCCGAGCAGCUCAAGGCCCUCGCCAAGCAGGGCGGCACCGACCCGGCCCCGCUGCUCGGCAUCAAGAACCUCUUCGGUGACGAUCUGCGCGGCGACAAGCUCUUCGUCGAGGAGCUCGGCCGCGCCCUCAAGAGCCUGCACGAGGAGGGCGCCAUGGCCACCCUGGCCAAGUACGUCGACUAA
Molecule: messenger RNA, 1545 nt
Organism: Diaporthe citri
Lineage: Eukaryota; Fungi; Ascomycota; Sordariomycetes; Diaporthales; Diaporthaceae
Exons: 1
Coding region: 1-1545 (514 amino acids)
Molecular function (GO): mannitol dehydrogenase activity
Source: RefSeq, a predicted model, not a curated record